CGGUGGCCGGAGGGAGUCUCUCGUCCCUGUUGUUGUGCCGCGUGGAGCUGUCCCGCGCAGGGUCUCCCAGUUGGUGCCUUUCAACUUCACCCCCCCUCCUGCCGUCCCCUGAGCCCACCUCCUCUGUUAUCCCCUCUUUGACUUCCCCCAGUCAACCUCCUGUUUCCCCCUUUGAAGAGGCUCUGCUUUGAUUUCCCCACUUUUUGACACUGGACAGACUAGGGGAAGGGAAGUCUCGGAGGUGUGUAUGGCGUAGUUUACAGGGGAACUGAUUCAGAGAGAGAAGGGGCUCAGGGGGCUUUGCUGCUGUCGAUCAGGAGUAGCUUUGUGGAAGAGCCCCCGCUGAAGUGCUCACCAGCCGGUCUCUCCCUGCCCGCUGGCCUCCCUGUCAUCUGUCCAUGUAGUGAGGCGAGAGAGAACCAGAGCAGGCUAGAGAAAGUUGCCUCAUCAGGAUUUGCUGCCUUGGGAUCGUGGGUAGUUAUUUUUGAGGGGGGUGUUUUUGGAGGUCAGGGGUGUUAAAGCUGCAGGUGGUGCUAGGGAGUUUGUUUUGCCAUGCAGCAAUCUUGGGAUCGGACGAGUCACGCUGAGAGUGUCAAGAAGGGCCCUACAAAAAUGCUGGGAAAAGGACAAAGUGGCGGAUAUCCACAUGAGACUACGGGUGAACUCUUGCAGAGCAUCGGUGCGGUACCCUUGGACAGCACUGACAAGAAAGGCCUCCAGGUGGGGGGCCAGUUGCCAGGCAGCGUGCAGGUGGGGCCCCAGCAGCAGAACCAGCAGCUCCUCCUGACUCCGGCCAGCCUCCAGCUUGCUCAGCUCCAGGCCCAGCUCACCCUCCAUCGCCUUAAGCUGGCCCAGGGGGCCAACGCAGCCACUGCCGCCACUGUCCUCAAUCAGGUCCUCUCCAAUGUCGCCAUGUCCCAACCCCUGUUCAAUCAGCUACGGACUCAAGCUAUGGUUGGUAAUCCACAGGGGACCUUCCCCACGGGGGUGCUAGGUUUUCCCACUUCAAAUCAAGCCUUGGGGGCCUUGGUGGGUGGGGGAUUCCACCAAAACCCAGAAAAUGUGAGACUGAACCAUCCCGGUGGAGGGGGCGCAGUGGGCCAACAUGGUGUGGAGUAUGGUAAAAAGCCAGGGUCAGCUUACCCUUCUGAUACGGACAGGCGUCUUCAGUACAACCUAGUCGGAGGGACGUCUACAGCAUCUACCGCUGCCGGUGAUGGACAGUACACAGUGACACACACUCAGGCCAAAAACAUGAACAAUGUUGGUUUCCAGAGAGAUUUCUAUGGGCAGGAUAUGCAGGGGCAACAAGCUGGAUUCAGUGGCAAUGAGCAGAACAGGCAUGUUUAUAACUCCACCGGCCAUAAGGAGCAGUGGAAAGCCCCCGCCAGCUUGAGCUUCACUGGAAAGGUGGACAUGGUUUCUAAUGCUGCUACCGUGUGGACAGCAGCCGGGCAGCCGAUUCGCUCCAGGACUGAGAUGUAUAACCCAGAGGAGCCGACCACUGACCCCAAGUUCAAUCACAGCAGUGGGGCUUCCUCCAUGGGUUCAAGUGGCACACAGGGAUUCGGGGGCUAUCAGACCCUGCAUGGGAAUGAAGAAACCCUGUCUUCAUGUACCAGGACACUUCAGCCCUACCAAGUCAAUGAUUACCAAGCGGUCCCGCCCACACAACUGCCCCACCAGUGCAGCAUCUGUGACAAGAAGGUUUACAACCUCAAGGACUGGGACCAGCACGUGAAGGGAAAAUUACACCUACAGAAUCGUACAUUGUACACAAAUGAAAGCUCCGCCGCGGUAUCAGCGGGAGCUGUUCACUACGCUGCCGGCAGGCCCUCUGAUGCAGGUCUGAACCCCGGAGCGACCAACUCCAUGGUCUACUCUGCUGCGAGUCAAGAUGUUUCCUCAGGAGCCAAUGCAUCAUACUUGCCAGCUGCAGCCAUGAAGACUUAUCCCAUGUCAGACACAGGCUUUGCCCCGCACCAGCCAGAGUCAAAGCCGUUUCCUCCCAGAAAAGCAACUGUGGGUCGAGUCGUUCACAUCUGCAACCUCCCUGAAGGCAGCUGCACGGAGAAUGAUGUCAUCAACCUCGGAAUACCAUUCGGCAAAGUCACCAACUACAUCCUCAUGCGCUCCACCCAUCAGGCAUUUCUGGAGAUGGCGUAUGUCGAAGCUGCUCAGGCCAUGGUUCAAUACUACCAACUUACUCCUGCAACGCUGAACAAUGAGAAACUUCUCAUACGAAUGUCCAAGAGGUACAAGGAGCUGCAACUCAAGAAACCAGGUAAAGAUGUUCAAUCAAUCAUCCAUGAUAUCACCUCUCAGAGGGAAAGGGAUGAGAUACAAGAGCAUGAACACAGCUACAUGCCAGAGAGACCACGCUCCCGUAGCCCCGUCAGCCGCUCUCUGAGCCCUCAUUCCCAUAGCCCCAGUUUUACAUCCUGCAGCUCGGCCCACAGCCCCCAGGGGGGAACAUGCAGGGGUCUGGAGAGAAGCAGCAAUGGCCUUGGCCCCUGCCGGGGCUCUUGGGAUUGGUCGUCACACUUGAGAAGGGGCGAGGAAGAAAGGGAGAGGGAUGAUCCCUGGAGGAAUGGCGGAAGCAUGGAUGACGAUCGGCCUAAUGGACGAUCAGCCGACCGUCGGAAGGCCUACCAGAAACCCUUGGAUCAUAUCAGCUCCAGACCUGCUGAUGAGCGAGGAGGAGGAGGAGGUGGUGAAGGGAUGAGGGCCAACAGAGACUGGCACCCACGAAGCAGCCCCAAAGGCGGGUCCUUCAACUCUUACAGGAACAUGGAGGACGACUUCUACAUGAAAGAACAAAUGUACAAGUCAGACAAGCCGCCCAGACCUCCAUACCAAAGGCACGAUACAAAGUCGAAGAGAAGGGGUGGUGGCGAUUACCGCGGUAGGUCGAGGCAUUCUGAGUUUGAGAUGAGCGAGGAGCCACUUUGCAGAUCAUCGGAGGAAAAGAGGAAGAGUUCACCAGACAGGGGCAGAAGCAAAAAGACAAGCAGGAGGCACACUCCAGAAAAACACGAGAGGGAAAAUACUACUGAAAACACUGAUCGCCAGUCAAAAGAAAAAUCUGUUUCACCUCAGCGAAGCAAUAAACCAAAAGAGGCUACUGAAUGUAGUAAGGAUAUGGAAGCGGAGAAGGAGUGGGAGAGUGGAGUCGAGUCUGAGGAGGAGUGUUGGUAUCCUAACAACAUGGAGGAACUGGUCACUGUUGAUGAAGUGGGAGGAGAAGAUGAUUCCAUUAUUGAGCCGGACCUUCCUGAGCUGGAGGAGUAUGCUUCCUGUCCCAAAGAGACUACGCAGGAAGAAGCGGUAGAGGAGAACACGUCACCACCUGCCUCUUCCUUAGAGGUGCCGGAGACUGACAAGAGGUCUGACGAGGAGCGGUCUCGCAAGGAUGCUGGAGACCAGGCGGAAACGCCUGUUGCCGAGAUAGCCGGGAGUGUUUUAGCUGCAACCAGUCCUGAAGAACCGAAACUCAGUCAAGUGGCUCCCGAGCUGCCAGUCGCCGACAUCAGCGACUUCCCCAGUGAGGAGUUCAAGGCUGCGCUGGAGGACACGUGUUUAGGGGAUAAAGUGAACAACAGUGGGCCCUUAGAAGAGCCGAUGGAAAAUCAUGUUACAGUAUUGGAGGACAGCAAGACCCAGGAUGAAGGACCGGUCACAGAAACAAUCACUAACGGGGCACAACUCAAAGAUGGCAUUGUCGAAAAAGAAAUUGAGGCCUCCUCGCCUUCUUCUGAGCAAGACAAGGCUAUCAGUGAACACAGCAUUCCUUUGGGAGUGGAGUUCGUUGUACCAAGGACCGGCUUCUACUGUAAACUGUGCAGCUUGUUCUAUACCAGCGAGGAGAAUGCAAAGACCACACACUGCCGCAGCACCGUACACUACAGGAACCUACAGAAAUAUCUAUCACAGCUGGCGGUGGAAAGUCUGUCGGACACACUUUCUGAAACCUCAGCUGCACAGUGACAUCAGCUUGACCUCUCACCUCUUGUAAAGUGAAGCGCAGAGGAAAGAUUUGUGUAUGUGUGUGUGCUGUAUGUGCCAGGCUAUGGCCAGCUACAGCAUGGAUAAUUUGACGCGGAAACUGAGGUAUGUGGACAAUUGCAUUGGUUUUGGUACGUUGGUGGGAGGGAUGCUUGGAUGUAUGGCAAUGACAAUACCAGUCAUGGAUGCUCUCGAUUUUGUACGUACCUAAAGUGUAAUGUAUAGUGAGGCUACUGUAUUUAAAUGCAUUUUGUUGUUGUUGUUUUUUUGGUUUAUCAAUUUUACUAUGCUUUAUUUUAUUGGGUUGUGUGUGAAUUAAUUUGUUAUUUUUUUGGAAUGAAAAUGGUUUUGCAAUGAUGUCCAACUGUUAGGUGAGAACACAAACUUGAGUUUAAAUCAAUUAUUCUCAUGAGGUUACCUUUAAUUUGGUGUGCACAUUGUCCUCGCAACAAGAUAACAUUUACAGCUGCAAAAUGACUUGACAUUUCUGUCAAGAAGCAUUUAUACUGCCAGGUAUUUAUAAAGCUGAGGCAGAUUCUCAGGUUUGUUGUAUUUGUUAAACAGAUUUUAAUGUAUAGCACGGUAAACAAGAUUUACAUUUUUAUUUAUAUCUGAGGCUUUAAAGGCUCUUACAGGUUGCACUGCAUUUUCGGUCAGGUAAAAAUGUAAAUAAUUUCGACUAAUAAUGAUGCAACUAUGCAAAAAUGAUCUUUAUUUCCUCUAAAUUUGAUGUUGACUUUAAACCAAGACAAUACAGACAUAUCGGAUGAACUUAAACUGGACCAUGUGUUUAAUUUACCAUAGUUAAACAUGCAAUGUUUCAUAUUACAGUAAUUUGUUUCAGAAGGAUUAUCAAGCCAGACUGUUUUUGUAUACUGUGAAUAAUGAUCCUGUGACAUCAGUGAAAGUUUUCUUUUCUUAUUAUUUUUAAUGUGAAAACCUUCAAUAAAUGUUUCAAAUAUU
This is a messenger RNA of Scophthalmus maximus (turbot), 4968 nucleotides long. RefSeq names its product RNA binding motif protein 20 (gene rbm20). Gene Ontology annotation, molecular function: mRNA binding; zinc ion binding. Gene Ontology annotation, cellular component: nucleus. The transcript is spliced from 14 exons. Gene Ontology annotation, biological process: regulation of RNA splicing. Bases 553 to 3987 code for a protein of 1144 amino acids. NCBI's taxonomy places the organism in Eukaryota, Metazoa, Chordata, Actinopteri, Pleuronectiformes, Scophthalmidae. The record is from RefSeq and is a predicted model, not a curated record.